Messenger RNA from Dermatophagoides pteronyssinus (European house dust mite), 3146 nucleotides. It is a transcript of the gene TBC1D23, whose product is annotated as TBC1 domain family member 23. Lineage: Eukaryota; Metazoa; Arthropoda; Arachnida; Sarcoptiformes; Pyroglyphidae. Gene Ontology annotation, cellular component: trans-Golgi network. Gene Ontology annotation, biological process: retrograde transport, endosome to Golgi. The record is from RefSeq and is a predicted model, not a curated record.
UCCCGUUUGUUAGGAAAAAAAAGCUCAUUCUGAAUUCUGAAUUUAUUUAUUCUGAAUUCUGUUUUUAUUUUGGGGCCAAAAAAGAAAACCGCAAUGAAUGAUCAAGUUACGAGUUCAGAUGAAACUACCACAGAAGAAUCACCAUUAGUAGAUCAAGACACGGAUAAAGAUGCCUGGAUUUUAGAACUUGAAACGGCAUUGUUAUCCGAUUGUGAUAUUAAUGUGAUUCGUAAAAUGUCCAGUCAACAAUCAAUACCAAACAAUUUACGCUAUGAAUUUUGGCAGGUUUGUUUAGGUAUCAAAGGGCGUGUCAAAAUCUUAGAAGAUAUAUUUGAUCUACCUGAGCAGAAUUUGAUACGAAAUGAUUGUCGAAAACUAGUCGAAAAGUUAAAUAAUUCUAGUUCUGAAAAGUUGUCAAUAUUAUCCGAUCUCGAAUCGAUUAUAACGAAUUUUUCCCGGCUAAAUCAUUGCCCAUAUACUUCGAAAAACGGAUGGAUCGAUCUACUGGAGACUUUGAUUCAUCUAAAUGUAAAACGAGAUGAAUUGUUUAAAGUAUUUGAAUCUAUCGAACUUCGUUACAUUACCAAAUAUUACAACUGUUCCAAUGACGAUUCAAAAGAAUCCAAAUCAAUUUAUAUGCAACCAUUCCAUCUAUUGCGUCUAUUUUUGCUUUAUCAUGAUCCAGAAUUGUGCAAUUAUUUUGAUACCAUUAAAUUAACUACAGAACAAUUUGCCUCAACUUGGUUUCAGAGUCUGUUUUGUUUCGACAUUUGCAAUCCAAAUGUUUCAUUGAAUCUUUUGGACGCCUAUUUUACUUAUUCGGAUUCAUUUAUGAUAUUCUAUCUAUCCCUAGUCAUGAUCAUCAAUCUAAAGUACGGUGAUAUUUGUUUUAAUUUAUAUUAAAAACUAUUUUUGUUUUUUUUUAGAGAUGAUCUUAAGAUGAAAAAUGAUAGAACCGAAAUCAUCAACAUCUUAUCGACCAUACCUUCAUCGAUCACCGAAUCUGAUAUCAAAGAUAUGUUUUUUAUUGCCGAACAACAUUUUCUACAAAAAACACCACUAUCUGUGAAAGAUUUUCAGAAAUUACUUUUUCAAGUUCAUUCCCAAACUGAUAUAUAUGAUGAUCUUUGUCAUAUUGAGGAUUUAUCCACUUUAUUAUGUCUCCCGAUAUCGAUACAUGAAUUGUUGAAUAGUUGCCAAAAUGAAAAUAAUCUUAGAUAUUUUGUUGUUGAUUGCCGGCCACCUGAUCAAUACAAUAAUGGCCAUCUUUUAACAGCAUUCCAUCUGGAUUGUAGUCUGAUGUUGAAUGACCCAUCAGUGUUUGCAACAGCCGUUCAAGCACUGUUAGCAUCACAAAAACAAGCUAUUGAAGCAAACGCGAUUGCUGGAGGUGAACAUCUUUGUUUUAUUGGAAGUGGCCGUGACGAUACAGAUGAUUACAUUCAUAUGGUUAUCUCUUCGUUUCUACAAAAACAUCAUAAAUAUGUUAGCUAUCUUUAUGGCGGUUUUGAAGUACUGCAUAAAACAAUCAUGGAAAAACAUUUAGAUCAUUUAUUAGUAGAUCACAAUAGCAAACAUUGUUUAUGUUGUGUAGCACGAAAAUCCUUUCGUUCGAUUCAAAAUGACCAUUCAUCAUCAUCAUCGGAUUCUAGAUUUCCGAAAGAUGUCGAUCAUUUGACCUCGGUAUUUUUUCAAAAAUUUUCCACUGCCGUUAAGCCUAAAAUCAGCGAAAUGAAAGAAAAACUAGUAGAAUAUGUAGUCAACCCUAAUCAAAAACAAGUGAUCAAACAUGUUAGCUCGGAAAAUCUAGGCAAACGUUAUAAGGGAAGCAAAUUUAGUCUGGAUGAUUCGAAUACAGAUUUAGAUGAAGAUACCAGUGAUAUAAAUGCCGAGAAUGAUCUAUCCGAAAUCAAUAUAGAAGAAUGGAAAAAACAACAAAAUCUAAUUGGAUGUUUUGAAUGUUCAAAAAUUAAUUCGGAUAAUAGUAGAAUUCCUGGCUAUCUGGCAGUGACCAAAACGAAUCUUUAUUUUUUCAAACAUUCCAAAAAUCGUGAAGGAUAUGGACAAAUAAUAGUACAAAGGCCAUUAGAAAUGAUAUAUCAGAUCACCUCAAAACGAAAAUGUCCAGAGAUCAUAACGUUUAAAUAUGGACAUUCAAACAAUGAUGGCAAUGAAUCGGUUUUAAUUGCCAAAGAUAGUCUAAUUCUUGUCGAACCAUUUGAAGUGAUUCGAUUAAUUAAACAACAAAUUCGAGAUUUAUUACUCAUAUUGAAUUGUAUAGAUUUAACAACAUUGGCUGGUGAUGAUACUUACAGUAAUGUAUCUAGGCUUUGUUAUCGAGCUAAAAAUCCAUUGAGCAACAAAAUAAUUGAGAAAUUGGCUCUAUUUGAUAAUCAUUACCAUAGUAACAAUAUCACAACAGGUGCUGUUUGCGUUUAUCCAUUAAGAGUUAGUGACUGUCGUCAAUAUUUGGAUAGAAUCGAUUCCAAUCUACCAAUAGCUUCUGUUGUUGCCGGGUUUCCAAGUGGUCAAAGUCCAAUUCCAGUAACAUUGGCUGACAUUACUUUUGCCGUACAAUCAGGAGCAAAUGAAAUUGACAUUGUUAUCAAUCGAUCUUUAGUGUUGUCCGGCAAAUGGCAAGAAUUAUUCAACGAUAUAAAAAUCAUCGCACAGCAUUGUCAUGAGAAAAAUGUUCAUUUGAAAGUGAUACUCAGCUGUGGAGAACUUGGUAAUUUACAGAAUAUUUACAAAGCAUCAAUGUGUGCAAUGAUGGCCGGUGCUGAUUUUAUCAAAACAUCCACUGGAAAAGAAUCUAUCAAUGCUACAUUGACUUAUGGUCUUAUUAUGAUUAGAGCCAUUACUGAUUUCUACAUUGCUCGAAAUAUUCGUGUUGGACUUAAACCGGCCGGUGGUAUCAAAAAUGCUACCGAAGCUUUAUGUUGGAUCAAUUUGGUGCGGUUUUAUUUAGGACCAGAAUGGCUCAAUAAUAAAUUAUUCCGAAUAGGCGCUAGUUCUUUACUCAACAAUAUCGAAUUUGAAAUUUUUAAAUUGUUAUUCAAUCGAAACCCCACAGUAAGUGAAUUGACAAUUUAAAAAAAAAUCAACAAAUCAAAAUUUAUUUACAAAAACAAAUCUUUAUUUUUCGC